GAGAAACGAAGCCCCGCCCGCUGCCGCCCGGAAGGCGCCGGGAGCGCCCGGAAGCGGGAGGCGGCGCCGCGGCUGCCACGUUGGAGCGGGCCGGGAGUGGGUGAACGCCGGGCCGGGACUGGAGUGCGGCAAAAUGAAGCUGAAAGAGAUUGACCUCACUGCCAUGCAGGCAUGGAGUCCUGCCCAGCAGCACCCCAUUUACCUGGCCACUGGCACAUCAGCCCAGCAGUUGGAUGCAAGUUUCAGCACAAAUGCUUCCCUGGAAAUAUUUGAGUUGGACUUAUCAGACCCUUCACUGGACAUGAAGUCGUGUGCCGUCAUUUCUUCCUCUCACAGGUACCACAAACUGAUCUGGGGGCCGCACAGCAUGACUGCAGGUGAGAGCGUCUCUGGAGUCCUGAUUGCUGGGGGUGAGAAUGGGAAUGUCAUUCUGUAUGACCCAGCCAAAAUCUUACUUGGAAACAGUGAAGCAAUAAUUGCUCAGAAAGACAAGCACACAGGACCAGUGAGAGCACUUGAUGUCAACAUGUUUCAGACUAAUCUGGUGGCCUCUGGUGCUAAUGAGUCUGAAAUCUAUAUCUGGGACUUGAAUAAUUUCGCCACACCGAUGACUCCAGGAGCGAAGACUCAGCCUCUUGAGGACAUCAGCUGUAUUGCAUGGAACAGACAAGUCCAGCACAUCCUGGCCUCUGCCAGCCCCAGCGGACGAGCUACUGUGUGGGAUCUCAGGAAGAACGAACCCAUCAUCAAAGUCAGUGACCACAACAACCGGAUGCACUGUUCAGGCCUGGCCUGGCACCCCGAUGUUGCUACCCAGAUGGUUUUGGCUUCAGAGGACGACAGGUUACCUGUGAUUCAGAUGUGGGACCUUAGAUUUACCUCCUCACCACUGCGUGUUUUGGAAAGCCAUACGAGGGGUAUACUGGCCAUUGCUUGGAGUAUGGCAGAUUCAGAGCUGCUACUGAGCUGUGGGAAGGAUGCCAAAAUACUAUGUUCAAACCCUAACACAGGCGAGGUGCUGUAUGAGUUGCCCACAAACAUGCAGUGGUGCUUUGAUAUCCAGUGGUGUCCCAGAAACCCUGCCAUCUUCUCUGCAGCUUCGUUCGAUGGACGGAUCAGCAUUUACUCCAUCAUGGGAGGCAGCACAGAUGGUUUGAGGCAGAAGCACGUUGACCAGCUUUCGUCCUCAUUUGGGAACCUUGAUCCAUUUGGUACAGGGCAGCCUCUCCCACCCCUGCAGCUUCCCCAGCAGACUGCACCACAGAGUGUUGUUCUACCCCUAAAGAAACCCCCCAAGUGGAUCCGGCGACCUGUGGGAGCGUCGUUUUCAUUUGGAGGCAAGCUGGUUACAUUUGAAAAUGUCAAGCCUCAACAACAGCCAGGCAUCGACCAACAGCCGCAGCAUCACUAUGUCUAUGUGAGUCAGGUUGUUACAGAGAAGGAAUUCCUGGCACGAUCGACCCAGCUGCAGGAGGCUGUGCAGUCCGAAGGCUUUGUCGGCUACUGCCAGAAGAAAAUUGACAUGGCCCAGGCUGACUUUGAGAGAAACGUGUGGGCCUUCUUAAAGGUGAACUUUGAGGAAGAUUCACGUGCUAAAUAUCUCGAACUGUUGGGAUACAGGAAAGAUGAUCUGAGGAAUAAAAUUACAUCAGCUCUGAAUCUGAAUAAAGAGUGUUGUGCAGAUGGUGAAUUAGGAGAGGCUCCCACAGAAUCGGAUGUGCCUUUACUGAACAAAGGGGAUGAAGGCCAGACUGCAGAGGAACAGUUCUUGGGAGAGAGGGCCAAGGACAACAAACAAGAAAUUGAAGACUUGGGAUCUGCAAGAAAGACUUUUAAUAUCUCUGUCAGUGGAGAUGUGGACGGUUUGAUCACCCAAGCUUUGCUGACUGGUAACUUCGAGAGUGCAGUAGAUCUCUGCUUGCACGAUAAUCGCAUGGCUGACGCCAUUAUCUUGGCCAUCGCAGGUGGACAAGAGCUGCUUUCUAGGACACAGGAAAAGUACUUUUCUAAGAUACAGAGCAAAAUUACCAGGCUCAUCACUGCAGUAGUAACAAAGAACUGGAAGGAGAUUGUGCAGUCUUGUGAUCUGCAGAAUUGGAGAGAAGCUUUGGCUGCUGUGCUCACUUACGCCAGGCCAGAUGAGUUUGCAGCCCUCUGUGAUCUUCUGGGUAACAGACUGGAGAGCGAGGGGGACAGCCUGCUGCGAACACAGGCUUGUCUCUGCUACAUUUGUGCCGGCAAUGUGGAGAAGCUUGUUGCCUGUUGGAGCAAAGUUCAGGAUGGAAACAGCCCCUUGUCUCUUCAGGAUUUAAUAGAGAAGGUGGUGAUCCUACGCAAGGCCGUCCAGCUCACCCAGGCCGUGGACACUAAUGCUGUGGGGGCUCUUCUGGCUGAGAAGAUGAGCCAGUAUGCCAACCUCCUGGCUGCUCAGGGCAGUAUUGCUGCAGCUCUGACCUUCCUGCCUGCAAACACUGACCAGCCGAAUAUUAUGCUAUUAAGGGACAGGCUUUGCAGAGCCCAAGGGGAAUUGCCAGCAGGACAGGAAGCCAUCAGGGCACCAUAUGAGAGACAGCCCAUGCCCAAAGAUCGAGCUGGCCCUGUGGUGGGACAGGUGCCAGGGCCUCAAACUUCAGCACAGCAGUACUACCAACAGGUUAGAAUUGCCCCUACUGUCACUACCUGGAGUAACAAAACUCCCACUGCCCUUCCCAGCCAUCCUCCUGCAGGCUGUCCCUCUGACACACAGGGGGACAAGCCACCUCCUCCAGGUUUUAUCAUGCCAGGUACUGUUAACCCCAGCGCACCACCACAGCAAGCCACAUCUCCAAGCUACAGCAUGUACUCGCAAGCAGGCACCCGGCCAGCGUACCCACAGACGUAUCAGAGCACACAGCAGUACUCUUUUGGAACGGGGGAAACAGCUCUGUAUCAGCCCCAGCAGCCUAUUGCUGCCCCUGCUUCAGCCUCUUACCCAAGCCCUGCCUCUAACACCAACCCUCCCUACCUACCCACUGCGCACCCUGUGCCCUCCCCACUGUACCCUGGGCAGCCUCAGCCCUCCCCGACGAGCCUGAACCCUGCCUCUUCAUUCCCCCUUCCUCCUUCUGGUGCAUCCUUUCAGCAUGGCAGGCCAGGACUUCCAGCAACUUCUGUGGCUUAUGCGUUACCUACUGGACCAACAGGUACUCUGCCUGCAGCCAGUGACCUUCCUGCAUCCCAGAGAACAGUUCUUUGCUUUUUAUCUGCAGAAAACCUACCAGCUCAAGACCAGGCCUCUCCCUUGGCAGGUGAACUAGGACCUCAGAACGGCUGGAACGACCCUCCUGCCCUGAACAGAGCUGCCAAGAAGAAAAAGGUCCCCGAUAACUUCAUGCCCCCAGUUCCCAUCACCUCACCCAUCAUGAACCCGUUGGCGGAUCCACAGGCACAGAUGCAGCAGCCUCCAGCAGCCCCAGUGGGCACACCCAGCUUCCAGCCUCCGCAGCUCCCUGCAGGGCAGCAGGCACCACCGGGCCCCUAUGCACCCCAGGCUCUGGGGCCGUGUGUCGUGCCUCCCACUACCUUCAAACCCAGGACAGAGGGAGCUCCUGGGGCCCCAAUAGGCAAUGCCAUCCAGCAUGUUCAGGCAUUGCCAACAGAGAAGAUAACCAAGAAGCCCAUCCCUGAGGAGCACCUUAUUCUGAAGACAACAUUUGAAGCCCUUAUCCAGAGGUGCCUGCUGUCUGCUUCUGAUCCGCUGCUGAGGGGGCUUCCACACAUGACAUGAGAGUUCUGCACCCAGUGUUCUUUUCUAUGCCCUUUGCCAUCUGAACAGCUUCCCCUAGUUUCUGGCAGAGCAGGUAAGCCUUCCCUUAGCCUUAGAUUUUCUCUCUCUGCAAUUACUUAACCCAGGGAGAAUUUUCCUGUUUCUGGGGAGAUUCAUUUGAAGAUGGGUUGAUGCAUGGGUACUGAUGUAGGAGUAGGUUCCAACGCACUUGUGCACUGAUAGAAAUUAUACUGCUAACUGACCUUAUUUUUGCUUUUGUAAUUGUAAUCUGAAUGCUCUGCUAACGUGUUUUCUUGUUAUUUUGGAGUAAAAUAUUUUAUUUCUGUAGCUGUUUGAAAAACCAAGUGGAUGUAAUGCAUUUCCCAAGGAGGUGCAGUGCUGUGAAAUAUAAUGGGAUGAUUUUUAAGAGUCUCGUGGCAAAGUCACUCCAUAGAUACCAGUGGGUGGUUUAGUCUACCUGGAACUCAUGGAAGCAGAAAGGAUCUUUAAGAACAGUUUGGGUUAGGCUAUUAGUUUUUCUGUUGACAGCUUCUGGUCACUAGUCAGGCAAUGAAAAACAUAGCUAGAACUUGCUGUAAAUGAUGACUGCUUGUGCCCUUCAGUUCUCAGUGACAUUACUGGAUACUUAAUUUCAGUAAUAUCUUUAUUCAGCCAUUGCAGUGCUUUGCCAGUACGCCAUCAAACAAGAGUCCUGCUCAAUUUCUGUCCCACUUUGCAUGCCAGCUGUACUGGUGGGUUUUACAAAUGACCCUUUGGAUGUGCCUUUAAAGGUUACUGUGCUAUAUAGGUAACUGGAGCAGUUGCAUGUGGGGAACUGAAUUUCACCUGGUCUUUCCUAGCAAAAUGAAGGGAGAAAAAUACAGAGCAGAACCAUCAGGAAAAUGGUUUUGUCGAAAACAUUUCAUGUGUUGCAUAGACCUCUUUGCCAUGUGCUUACUAUUGCCCAUUCUUAAUGUGUUUUUC
Tympanuchus pallidicinctus (lesser prairie-chicken) is the source of this 4729-nucleotide messenger RNA. RefSeq names its product SEC31 homolog A, COPII coat complex component (gene SEC31A). Gene Ontology annotation, cellular component: endoplasmic reticulum exit site; COPII vesicle coat. NCBI's taxonomy places the organism in Eukaryota, Metazoa, Chordata, Aves, Galliformes, Phasianidae. Bases 134 to 3766 code for a protein of 1210 amino acids. The record is from RefSeq and is a predicted model, not a curated record. Gene Ontology annotation, molecular function: structural molecule activity; protein binding. Gene Ontology annotation, biological process: endoplasmic reticulum to Golgi vesicle-mediated transport; COPII-coated vesicle cargo loading; endoplasmic reticulum organization. The transcript is spliced from 28 exons.